Molecule: messenger RNA, 1296 nt
Organism: Talaromyces atroroseus
Lineage: Eukaryota; Fungi; Ascomycota; Eurotiomycetes; Eurotiales; Trichocomaceae
Exons: 3
Coding region: 1-1296 (431 amino acids)
Molecular function (GO): oxidoreductase activity
Source: RefSeq, a predicted model, not a curated record
AUGAUCACCAAAAACCAACAACAGGGGAAACAAAAGGCCCAGAAAUGGUCGUAUAGUUUCACAUGGACGGAUCAACAUCUUGAGCCACAACUAAUGCAAUCUUUGAGACUCGAGUACGAUGAAAUCGGCGCCCAGGCUCUAGACAGACUUCUUGCCAUCAAAAAGACCAAAAAUUGCCACGGCGACUUUUACAAACUCCUCGAAAAGUAUCACAAGGAAGACGACAUCUUGCGUCGGUUCUGGGAUGAGUUGCACAACGUUCCAAAAUGGGUGGAUUGGGCCCAGCUUGCACGUGGACAAGAGUUCUUUUACCGAUAUGCUUUGGCAAACAUUAUUGGAUUUGCGCUGCAGGGCUUCAUUUGCGAAAACUCGGCAUCCACUGGUGUGGUAGAGGUUCUCGUUCGCACCGGAGGCUUUUCAACACGAGUUCUCUGGUUUCGUUUAUUGGAGACUUUCCAAUGGCUUCUUCAAAUUAUGCAUGAUAUUGAGUCCGUGAAACCUGGGGGUGAAGGAUUCCAGUCGACAAUCCGUGUUCGGUUGCUUCAUUCAUGUGUCCGCCGUCGAAUCUUAGGAUUGGUCAGUCGUCGAGCGGACUAUUACAAUACUGCCGAGCAUGGUAUACCUGUCAAUGCCAUGGAUUCAAUCCACUCAAUUGCAACUUUUGCAUGUAACCCAAUGUUUCUACAACUGCCUAAGAUGGGGAUCCAGCCGCGUCCAGACGAGAUCGAAGACUAUCUUGCAUUGUUUCGAUAUGUGGCAUACCUGAUCGGAACACAACCGGAAUACUUCUCGACAUUUGAAAAAGCCAAGGCUACAAUGGAGAGUUGUUAUGUGCAUGAGUUGAGCCUGACAGAGACUUCUCGAACAGUCGCAUACAACUUUAUUCGUUGUGUUGAAAGACUUCCUGCACCCCUUACUAUUUCGCGGUCCUUUAUUGAGGCGGGCAGUCGCUGGCUUAAUGGUAAUGAGAUUUGUGAUCAGCUCGGUCUAGGAAGACCAGGGAUAUUGUCAUAUGUUGCUUUUAGCGGAUUAUGCUCCUUGGUAAUGAUGCUCGCAUGGACCCAACGAAUGAUACCAGCGUUUGACCGGUUCAUAGUCCAGUACACUAGACGCCUUCUGUACUGGGCUGUCAUUCGAAGUGAAGGGGGUCUAAACGGAGGCACUACUUUCAAAAUGAAGUACAAGCCAGAGUUAAAUCGAAUAACUGGGCGGGAGGAAGCAAUUAACGCGACAAUUUUGGGAUACCUUCUAUCAAGAGUCAUGACUAUGACUCUUGCUAUUGCCGCUGCGGAAUGA